Messenger RNA from Asparagus officinalis (garden asparagus), 1578 nucleotides. RefSeq names its product purple acid phosphatase 18-like. The transcript has 5 exons. NCBI's taxonomy places the organism in Eukaryota, Viridiplantae, Streptophyta, Magnoliopsida, Asparagales, Asparagaceae. Gene Ontology annotation, molecular function: metal ion binding; acid phosphatase activity. The record is from RefSeq and is a predicted model, not a curated record. The coding region runs from base 43 to 1371 and encodes 442 amino acids.
UCAAUCAAAUUGAGCUCUAGAAAUUUUGUGGGGAGAAAAGGGAUGAAACUUCAGUUGAUCUUUUUAGCUGCAGCGAUUCUAACCCUAAUUUCUUCUGGGAUUGGGAUCGAAGCUGGAUCGUCGGAGGAGGACUAUAUUCGGCCUAAGCCUCGCAAAGCCCUAAGCUUUCCAUGGAAGCCCAAGCAUUCUUCUGAGCCACAACAGGUUCACAUUUCAUUGGCUGGAGAAAAACACAUGAGAAUCACAUGGAUAACUGAUGACACAUCCUCUCCUUCAAUUGUUGAAUAUGGAACUUCACAUGGAAAAUACACAUCGUCUUCUCAAGGAGAAAGCACAUCCUACAGCUACUUAAUGUACUCUUCAGGUACUAUACACCAUGUAGUUAUCGGACCCCUUGAAGAUGACACAGUUUAUUUCUACCGAUGUGGAGGGCAGGAUCCUGAGUUCCAAUUGAAGACGCCUCCUUCUCGGUUUCCUGUAACUUUUGCAGUAGCUGGUGAUCUCGGUCAAACUGAGUGGACAAAAACCACUCUAGAUCACAUAGGACAAUGCAAAUACGAUUUACAUCUGAUUCCUGGUGACCUUUCAUACGCUGAUUACCAACAACACCUUUGGGAUUCUUUUGGUGCGCUGGUGCAGCCGCUUGCCAGUGCAAGGGCAUGGAUGACGACAGAAGGAAAUCAUGAGAAGGAGAAGAUCUUUCUUCUGAAGUCUGGGUUUCAAGCGUAUAAUGCAAGGUGGAAGAUGCCUUAUGAAGAGAGUGGAUCUAGUUCAAACUUGUACUACUCUUUUGAAGUGGCGGGGGUUCAUGUUAUCAUGCUUGGUUCUUAUACAGAUUACGAUGAGUACUCGGAGCAGUAUGCUUGGCUAAAGGAGGAUCUUGCUAAGGUUGACAGAGAAAGGACACCAUGGCUGCUGGUAUUGUUACAUGCUCCAUGGUACAAUAGCAAUUGGGCACACCAAGGUGAAGGUAAUAGAAUGAAGGCUUCAAUGGAGCCCUUGCUUUAUGCUGCUGGUGUAGAUAUUCUCCUCGCGGGCCAUGUUCAUGCUUAUGAACGCUCGGAACGUGUCUAUAAUGAUAUAUUGGAUCCUUGUGGUGCUGUACACAUAACCAUCGGUGACGGAGGCAAUAGAGAAGGAUUGGCUCAUUGGUAUCGAAACCCAAAGCCACAGUGGUCAAUCUUUCGUGAAGCGAGCUUUGGCCAUGGCGAGUUGAAGAUUGUUAAUGAAACACAUGCAUUUUGGAGCUGGCACAGAAAUGACGACGAUGAACCAGUGAAAUCUGAUCAGGUUUGGAUCAACUCAUUGGUCGGUAAUGGAUGCAUUGUUGGGAAGAAGCAUGAGCUCAGGAAAAUCCUGGCGGUGCUCUAGUAUAAGUGAGAACCACAAAUAUCAUUAGAGUGGUCCUCUAGUUUGCUAUCUGUUGUAAAUAUUACUGUGGUGUAAGAGAGUAAUGCAGUGUACCCUCUCUGCCUCCUUAAAUACGUGAAAUUCAGUCUGAUGUGUAUAUUAAAAUUUAAAAUGUAAAUUUGCGAGCUUGACUUAUGAUGUAUCUAAAUCAAACCAAACUUUAACUGA